Messenger RNA from Anopheles nili, 3600 nucleotides. RefSeq names its product transmembrane protein 214 (gene Tmem214). Bases 1 to 2091 code for a protein of 696 amino acids. The record is from RefSeq and is a predicted model, not a curated record. NCBI's taxonomy places the organism in Eukaryota, Metazoa, Arthropoda, Insecta, Diptera, Culicidae. Gene Ontology annotation, cellular component: Golgi apparatus; endoplasmic reticulum. The transcript has 8 exons.
AUGUCUUACGACUGGGAGGUUGUUGGCAAACAGAAAAAACCUCGUAAACAGACGGGUGGCGACAAAAACUCUCAAUCCCAGAAUGGAUCGGAGAACGCUCCAAAAAUAGAAGAUGCCGUUAACAUGGACGAAAUUUGUUCGCUGUACGCUGAUGUGAAGGACGAGCUGCUGGCAAAAUUGUACGGGUUCAAGGAUGCGACCGAAAAGAUCGACCCGAAGAAAAGUGUCAUUGGAACCGGCAAUCGAACGGCGACACCUGUGCGUAAUCAACAGUCGAACAACAACAAAAACAAAUUGAAGGAAAGUGAAACAACUAAACAGCCUGCUAGACGAAAAAAGUUUACAUCCUUGGAUGCGGCCAUCCUUGCCAUCAAUGAGCCCGAUUUGGCCACCCAGCUUGCGAUUAUAAGCAUAAACUACGAAGAAAAUCAUUUGAUGCUGCUAGAGGCGGUAGCUAAGUUACUCACAGAUCAGCUAUCUGUCUUUGUUCCGGAUCCGUUUUUCAUGCACAAGCCGGUGGGAUAUCCGUACAAAUCUUUGCCCGGAAAAGUGCGCGCUGUCAUUGACAAGUGCAUUAGCAAAACGAAAGAGGAAAUUGUGAAAUAUUUCUACGACAAUGCUCUUUCUGAUAUGGCAAAUGAAAUGUGCAAAAGCAAGCACAACUCCGGCAUUGGGUAUAGUUUGUUACUACAGGCAAUAGCGUUACACUACCCAAAGGCCUGCAUAAAUAAUCUGGCUCGCAACGCCAUCCUGCUCGACAGACAUCAUAGAUAUAACCCUUCUGUUGGGGCCAGCAUACUGUGGACGCUGGGACAAGGCGGUUACAAAGACUUGGACGUAGGGUUGAAAGUGUGGCAAGAUAUCAUGAUUCCAAUGAUGGAGGAAGGCAGCUAUAGAACGUUUUUUACUAAAUACGUUCUGGAAAUCCUUAAAAUCCAUCAAUCCUAUCGACUCGUUUUAGGAGGCAGCGAGUUCCUCACGAUCUUAAGCUCGUUAACGACGCUACCGGGGUCGGUGCUAAGGAAACCAUGUCCGGAACUGGACGAAGCGGCCGAACUGCUGGUGCAGCGCUAUGUGUUCAGCUCACGAAAGGCGUCCGCUACUUUUGCAAUGCUGUUCAAGAACAUCUCCUUCAUCACGCACCCAACGAUAAUAUAUUACGGCCUUGCAUUGUGCCUCUUGGAGGACCCGGAAAGUUGUUCCAUGUGGCUGAAAUUAUAUCGUCAGAACAUGGACACUUCUCGAGCAAUACUAAAUUAUCUUAAUUUUUCAACCCAUGAAUACUGUAGCAAAUUGUUAAGAGAGGUUCACUUCCAGAAGUUUUUAUUGGAAGUCGACGAGAUAAAUCAAGAGCUUUCGCGGUCGGAGAAAAUAACUGAAGGACUGGUAUUGACUACAGAUUUACUAAAGGAACUCCAGGGCAAGGGGAAGAAGAAGCAAUCGUCGAAGGCCAAUAGUAAAGCGUCCUCGUCGGUGACGUCCGUCCUGUGCAGCUUCCUGUUGGCCACAUUCCUGCUGUUCGGACUAACGGGAGCCCUCGUCGGAUAUGACACGUACCGGGCCGGGGGCAAGUUCGAGGCCUCGUUCACCGGACAGACGCUGAAGCAGGCAGGACUGCUGCCGGCGGUACAGGAUGCGUGGACCUGCUCGAUGAAAUACAGCGCCCGUGGCUAUAAGUGGGCCGAAGCCAACGUACCGGUGUAUUAUCAGGCCGCGAGCAAGGCACUCGGACCAUACGUAGAAUUUUCGAUAGAUUUUAGCAAAGUUCUCUGGAAUGGUACCAAGAAGGGCUUCGCCAACGCGAAACUGCUGGUUGAACAGAAGCUGCCAGUGGUGGCCGAAUUUGUCGAACAGUAUGCGCCAGGACUACCGAAGAAAAUCGGCGAAGCCAGCUGCUCAUUCUGUGACACCGUGUGCACUUUCGCGUCCAAUGCGUACAAGCAUACGUACGAGUUCUUCAAGACACAGGUGUUUGUUGGGAAACUUUCCAUGGAAAGCUUGGGGAAAGCCUUCAACAGUACCCAACAGGUUGCUGCUCAGUACUAUAGCUGGUUUAACGAUCAGGUGGACUUCUACGCCAAACUCAAGUAGAACGAGUGUCCCACCAUCAGUAGCAGCAGCAGGGUCUCUUAUUAAAAUUUCCGCGACCAUCUAUUCGACGAGAGAAAGAGCGAUUGCUGCGUUUUGUCGUCGAACCCUUGCGGAUAUAGCUCACCCAGCAGUCGAUCGAUCGUAGUUUGAUCGGUCAUACGGCGUUACGUUACCAUCAUUCAUCAAUGCAAUGCCGUAAUUCGUGGAAGGGUAGAAGAGAUCUUAGUUUGUGAGAUGAGAAGGCAGGAAAAGAGAGGAGGGUGUGGGCGACAGAGUUAGGAAAAUGGAAAAUGAACCUUUGUUUCUAGCAAUAAGAAUGGAGUUGAGAAAGAAAUGAAAGUAGAGUGUAUCGUGCAACACUGUAGAAAACGAGAAAAGUCAUACGAUCACCAAGAGAUGAGGCUGACCGCAUUAAGUAACCGUGUGGGGGUAGGGAAACCAAAAUCUGAACCUACUCCAUUGGUAGUGUAACAUCCUAAAACCGCUACCGCAACAGGGUGCGGUGCUCUGUUUUUGGGCAUUCGAUUGGACCUUUUUGUUUGUAGGAAACUGUUUUUGCGUGUUGAUAUUGAGAGUUGAUGUUUGUCAGUCAUCUCCUUCUGUCCCGUUGUGUGUUGUGCGAUUGUUUAGUGCUACAUUUGACCACAAAAUCCGGGGAUUAUUUGGAGCCGAACGUAAUAUAAAUGUGAAUUUGUAAAACAAAACCUUACCACAGCCCUGAGUUAAAUGGUAAUGUGAUCCAUUAUCUCAACCACCAUAUUGCUAAGGUGCAGGAAAGCAAACUAUAAUUCAACAUCAGAUUCAAAAGCAAAGGAAGCAUCAAGAGUGGAAUUGCAAGGUGAAAAAUUUAUGGUAGAACAUCAAAUUCCAGGUGCGUAUUCUUUUUUGAGAUCAUACUUGUUUCUAAUUUAAGAUCAAUGACCAAACGAGGUCAAUAAUGUGCAAAUUGGAUUUGGAAAGACCACUAUUCCAGUUCAUACUUUAUACAAUCCCUAUUGUGAAAAAAUAUAAAUUAUCCCAUUAGCCGUACAACAGACCAUUAACAAACCAUUACAAUUUCAACCCACGGGACAGUGCGAGAAAUAGAUAAAGGAAGAAAAGAAGAGAAAGAGAGAGAAGAAAAGAGACACUAAAUAACAAUACGAUCUUGAAAUCGAAAUGUAGGUUUAUUCCAGUUGCUGACUAUCGAACGGAUGCAUUUUCAUUUUGAAUCUUUCACACCCUUUGUUUUAAAUUAUCGGAAGCUUAUUACGCUACUAGAAACCCGUAAGGACAUAUUAAGUGAGAAACAUUCUGUAACAUUUUGUUUGAGAUUUGUCGCAGCAAGAAGAAAUUGUAGCAACAUUCUGUGGUGUUUUUUAUCUGUUCAUUUCGGAUGCUAGCGGCGCGACGCAAUGGUACGCAAGUUAUAUUAACAAAUAUGUGUUGUGUAUGGUGUGCAAACCGUAACGUGGAAAAGAAUAAUAUCGAAAGUUCGAAUAAAAGAUGCAUGAAAAUGAAUGAGUUCAA